AAGACAACGCUCACUUUCUUUAUUUACCCUCGCGGUUUCGCCCCCUUCGGAUGGAUGAGCUGGAGUCCAGAUGACCAGUGCGGGAGGGAGCGGCAGGUGUCGGUCCGUCAGCGCGGAUAAUGAGCUGAGAGGUCUUUGUGCGUCACGGUGCGCUCCGGACUCUCCUCCCUGCGCUGUCAGAUGUUCAGAUGCUCAGCAUGUGAUGCUCCGUCCGCACCCGCUCAGUCUGGACCAAACACUCACCAGAUCUGCUCCGUGGAUAUGCUCAUUUAUCUCUCCGUAUAUCAUCCGACAACCGCGUUCAUUUUAAUCGGAGGACAUCGCUGCAAAAAAUACCCAUACGAUCUGGAACCAAGUACUGGACCCUUCAUCAGGCUCUUCCUCAUAGCUUCAUCCAUUCAUCUCUUCUCCCCACUCCUCUCCUGUCUGUAAUCUCUCUCCUCCUCUCAGUCCUCUCUUCUUUUCCUUUUUUCUCUCUCUGUCCGUCCCCGCUCCCCUUCCCGGACCCCCCAGCCUCCCGGAUGCCUAAGACCAGCAAGGUGGUGCAGCGAGAGCAGAGCCAUGAGCACGUCACGGAGUCGGUGGCCGACCUGCUCGCCCACGAGGAGCCUCUCGACUACAAGAGCAGCUCCCUGAAUGUGGGAGCGGCCGCAGGGAAGAAGAUCCCUCAGAUAGAAGUUCCCGAGAGCGACGGCCGGCCGGCGUGGAACAGCAAGCUGCAGUACAUCCUGGCCCAGGUGGGCUUCUCCGUGGGGCUCGGAAACGUCUGGCGAUUCCCGUACCUCUGCCAGAAGAACGGAGGAGGUGCAUAUCUGGUCCCUUAUUUCAUCCUCCUCCUCAUCAUCGGCAUCCCGCUCUUCUUCUUGGAACUGGCUGUGGGUCAGAAGAUAAGACGUGGGAGCAUCGGAGUCUGGAACUACGUCUGUCCGCGUCUCGGUGGGAUUGGGAUGUCAAGUCUGAUGGUUUGCGGUUUUGUGGGUCUCUACUACAACGUCAUCAUUGGUUGGAGCAUCUUCUACUUUUUCCAGUCCUUCCAGUUCCCUCUGCCGUGGAGCGACUGUCCGAUUAGAAAAAAUGGGACAAUAGCCAUUGUGGAGCCGGAGUGUGACAAAAGCUCAGCCACUACAUAUUUCUGGUACCGGCAGACUCUGAACACGACCAGCACCAUCGCAGAGAGCGGCGGCCUCAACAUCAAAAUGACCUUAUCUCUGCUGGUGGCCUGGAUAAUUGUCUGCCUUGCCGUCAUUAAAGGAAUCGCCUCUUCUGGGAAGGUGAUGUACUUCAGCUCCCUUUUCCCCUAUGUGGUGCUCUUCUGCUUCCUGGUCAGAGGUUUAAUGCUCAAAGGAUCAGUAGAUGGGAUCGCUCACAUGUUUACUCCAAAGCUGGAGAAGAUGCUGGAGCCGCAGGUUUGGAGGGAAGCGGCCACCCAGGUGUUCUUUGCUCUGGGUUUGGGGUUCGGAGGCGUCAUAGCUUUCUCCAGUUACAACAAGAUUGACAACAACUGCCACUUCGACGCCGUGCUCGUCUCCUUCAUCAACUUCUUCACCUCGAUUCUGGCCACGCUGGUGGUGUUCGCCGUGCUGGGCUUCAAGGCCAACAUCAUGAAUGAGAAAUGUGUCGCAGAAAAUGGAGAAAAGAUCCUGGGAUACCUCAACUCCAACGUCCUGAGUCACGAUCUCAUUCCUCCUCACGUGAACUUUUCCCAUCUCACCCCAUCAGACUACGCUGACGUGUACAGCAUCAUCAAGACGGUAAAGGAGGACGGCUUUGCCCAGCUGGGUCUGGAGCCCUGCUUGCUGGAGGACGAGCUCAACAAGGCAGUUCAGGGCACCGGCCUGGCCUUCAUCGCCUUCACGGAGGCCAUGACCCAUUUCCCAGCAUCCCCUUUCUGGUCUGUAAUGUUCUUUUUCAUGCUAAUCAACCUUGGCUUGGGCAGCAUGAUUGGCACCAUGACUGGCAUCACCACACCCGUCCUUGACGCCUACAAAGUUCAGAAAGAGCUUCUGACAGUGGGCUGCUGCAUCGUGGCCUUCUUCUGUGGGCUGUUGUUUGUUCAGCGUUCAGGAAAUUAUUUCGUCACCAUGUUUGACGAUUACUCAGCUGGUUUGCCCCUCACUGUUGUAGUGAUCCUGGAAAAUGUUUCUGUCGCUUGGAUUUACGGCACCAAACGCUUCAUGCAAGACCUGGAGGACAUGUUGGGUUUUCGACCGUCUAUAAUCUACUUCUACCUGUGGAAGUACGUCUCUCCUCUUUGUCUCAUCGUCCUCAUCUCGGCCACAGUCAUAGAGAUGGCCAUCAGCCCACCUGGAUACAACGCCUGGGUUGAAGACCUGGCUCAGGAACGUUUCCAGAGUUACCCUCCCUGGGCUCUGGCCAUGUGCUUCGCUCUCAUCGUAGUGGCCAUGCUUCCUCUCCCAAUCGUCUUCAUCGCACGCCACUUCAACUUGAUGUCAGACGGCUCCAACAAGCUGUCUGUCUCCUACCGUAAAACCAUGAUGAAAGACAUCUCCAACCUUGAGGAGCAGGACGAGGCAAGAUUCAUCCUCGGGGCCAAGCCCGGCGACACGCCGUUGUCAGGCGUAGCCCGCAAACCCUACGUCACCCCUGCAGGGAACAAAUCUGUGGAUCCCAACUCUCUGUCUCCAAACGUCUGCUACGGCACGAGCUACCAAAACGCUGCGAUAAGUCCCACGACACCAACGCCACCCACACCUCUCACGCCUCUCACACCAGAGUCAGACUCUUGACUUUCCUCUUACUAAAAUCAAUCCAAUGCAGUUCAGUUUCCAGCCUUUUCCCUUAUUCCCUUAUAUUACAAAACCUUUCAAAACAAUGUUUUGAAGCGUGUACAACACAGAAAAUUUAAGUGGUCGCCUAGUUUUUCUGUAGAGUACACACUUCAAAACACAGUUGUUGUUGUUGUUUUUUUGGCUUUUUGUGAUCAGAUUGAAGCCAUACACUGGGUAAAACAAGGUAUUGUUAGUCCAAUAUGCAGUGAGUCUGAAAUGAACACACACAAAAAGCAUCUAAAAAAAAAAACUACAUUUAGUGUUUUGAAUGUGUUUCUGUGUGAUAUUUAUACAAGGCUGCUGUAAAGAUUACAAAUCUGUUCCAUUCAGACCCAAAGUUAACCACCUUCAGGAUUUUAUGUAGCGACCUUUGAUCAGUCUGUAAAUAUUGAUGUACAGUUAGUUAUAGAAGCCUGUAGAUUUGACUAUGUGGAGAUUAAAGCACUGAUGUCAUUCUCCAUCACACACACACCUACACACACACACACGUUACACGUUAUGUAGAAGUUAAUCGUUUUAGAUUCUUCACCAAAGAGUGAAAACAAACAAAACACUUGAAUUCAGGCAAAGAAUGUGAGACUCACAUGUGUGGAGUUGGAGUAAAAGUUUAUUUUAUUGGUUUUAUUUUAUACUCAUGAGUCUGGAACACAAACCUGUAUGGUAUGUUUCAUAUGUGUGGAAGGCACCAGAUAUUCCUGCUAAUUUAAAGCUAAUCUGAAGUCGAAUCUGUUUGAUUGAUGCUACAAAAGCACAUGUGUAUUUUUACAAUUUAUGUGCACAAGUCACAGAUUGUAAUUGCUUUAUUGGUACAAAGAUGCACAAUUCAAAAUGUACUUCUAUAACUAACAACAUCUGUCUUUCCAUUUCCUGGCUUCCCUGGUAGCGAUGUGUGAAAAGCUACAAAAUGUUUAAAUCUCUAUUGUAGCAGCUUGAUUUUACUAAAAAAAAUUCUUUGACAAAAUAAUUCUUCAGUUCCUGUAAACUUAUUCAGUGUGUGCAAAAACAUUACCACUAGAAAACAAUUGUUUUUAAUAAAAUAGUGUUUUUUGCAAUAAAUUUAUUGAUCAAAGUGUCCAAAAACUUUAAUUUCAAUAUAAAUUUGACAUGACACAGAAGUGUUGUGAUUUGUAGUUGGACCCAAAUGCAAACCUCAAAGUGGCAGCAUCACAGUGAUGGUUAUUGAGUUAAUUAAAGAAAAAAUAUAUAAAAAAAAAACAAGAGAACCAAGAAAAAGAGUAAAAGCAGUAAAAACAUGAUGGCAAUCAGGAGAAUCUGAGCGGUUUUUCACCAUGGAGGGUUUAUGAAUGAUGCCAAAACCAGGUGUGACGAAUCAGGAGAAUGUGAUGCAGCUGAGAGUAAAACCUGGUUAUAUAAACUGAGAGACCGUGACUAAUGAAUAGAGAAAUAAACACAGGAAGCUGAAUAAGAGCACAAAGUGAUCUACUAAGCACAUGAUAUGAAUCUAAACCAACAUACAGAGAGCAGAACACAAGAAAAAAAUAAGAAACUAAAAUUAAAGGAAUUAACUAAAUGCAGAAGAACCUUAGUGAAACAUCAGGUAGAAAUAAAUAGUAUUACAGAGGUUGCCAAGUCUCCAUAACAGCUGUUUAUUUUAAGGCUUUAGUACUCAUGUUUUCCAGGCAGGCCAGUGUCUGGAAAGUCCUGUAUGUCCCAAACAGUACAGAGGCCGAAUGUGAACAGAAAAAUAAAAGCACAAACUAAAAAUGACAAAACAUAAUGAACAAUAUUGACAAAAAUGGACCAAAAGACAGAGGAAACUGCGAUGUUAAAGCCCAAAUAACAUUAACCUGUCAGCUAAUAGCAUGCACUGCAGAAAGCCUUAGACAGUUCAGCUGCACAGCCAUUACAAGCACCAACAUGCAGUCUUCUGUAUAUUUGUAGAAAACUAAACCUGUUUAGUAUAAUUACAUUUAGGUACAGUUGUGACCAUUGUACUGAUGUUAAAAUGUUACAUUUUUUUCUACAUUAAUUAAUUGUUAAAAUAAAGCGCAUCUUUGUUCAUGUUGCACAUUUAUUUAUUUUUCUAUUACAAUAUUCAAAGCACAGAUGUUGAAUUAUAAAUGAACUAUUUAUUUUAUUAUGCUGUAUAUUUGCUGUUAUAUUUGAGCAACGAUGAACAGAGAUGAGAACAUGAAAUAUAUAUUUUCAUUUUCUUUGAGGCUUCUGUGUAUUUAAGCAUUUGUCCGUGUUAUUUUUGGUGUUGCUUGUUGUUAUUAGCUCUGAAAAUGCUGCUGGAUAUUAACGCUGUUGAGGUUUCGUCACAUUACGGAGGGCUGUGUGAGGCACCGAUAUUCACCACUUGCCCACAGGGUUUCAGCCACGCAAGCAGUCAAAAAGUCUCAAAAAAAUUAAGUCAUUUCUAAAUUUUAACUCAAUUAUCUCAGUAGCAAAGAAGCCUUUGGAGUAGGAGUGAGGAAACAUGUUGGUUAAUGUUCCUGUGAAUUUACAAUUAUAUGAACAAGAUUAUUCUUGAUGUUGCUGUCAAACACAUUCAAGUUAAGCAUAGAUGAAUUAAUUUGAGAAAAGUAAAACUAUUUAUGCAUUUAGUGUGCAAAUUAGCUAAAUUAGAUCUAAUGGAGCAGAGCUUAGGCCAACAGAUCGCAGCACAAGGUUUUUGAUAUUAACUGCAUUAUUAUUAUUAUUUCCUCUUUUUUUUAAGUGACUUUGGAGAAACCGGUCUGCCAAAUUCAUAAACGUACAUACAUCUCACACUAUGCAAACUCUUUAUUCAUAUUUUCAUUCAGACUAAUUUGGCAAAAAUAAAAAAAACAUCAAGGAAAGUAAAGUACUUGGUGCUGAUGGAGAAGGACACUGUGAAUUCCUCCUCGGUUAUCUUGGUAAACACGCACCAUCCAGAACGGGUGCUAUUAAUUUCACGCACAUUUUGACCAGGUGUUAUUCAAUACACCGGCAUGGUUAGACAGGAAACUGGAAGGACAGCAGCUUCAGAAAUAUGUUUUGUUUUUACGCCUCCAAUGCUUAAAAAUUCACAUCGACUGCUCUUUUAUGACACCCAGCGGCUCUUCAGAGUAUUGCAUGUAGGGUCUUUACCUCUUAGCUCCGUAUUCAAUGCUUCUCUUUAGCCUGACUAAAUCUUUCUUGUUCUAAAAUAUUGUUCUCAUUCAGAUCCAAGGAGAAUCGACACCUUCAUAAGGAAGAUUUUGUCUUUUUGUUUGACUCUGAGUUAUUCUCUACUAUCUCAAUUCUCAAAAUCUUGGGUAAUAUUGUUUUCCAAAACUAAUCCGAGUAAGAGUAAUGUGACAGAGGGGUUCUUUCUCAGCAGGUAUUGAAAUGUUCUGCUACCUAGUGGCGGGCCAAGAAA
Messenger RNA from Poecilia reticulata (guppy), 6132 nucleotides. RefSeq names its product sodium-dependent neutral amino acid transporter SLC6A17-like. Gene Ontology annotation, cellular component: synaptic vesicle; plasma membrane. The record is from RefSeq and is a predicted model, not a curated record. NCBI's taxonomy places the organism in Eukaryota, Metazoa, Chordata, Actinopteri, Cyprinodontiformes, Poeciliidae. Gene Ontology annotation, biological process: proline transport; L-leucine transport; sodium ion transmembrane transport.